This is a messenger RNA of Cylindrotheca closterium, 1617 nucleotides long. The record is from the annotation of a GenBank genome assembly. NCBI's taxonomy places the organism in Eukaryota, Bacillariophyta, Bacillariophyceae, Bacillariales, Bacillariaceae.
AUGAUCUUAAAGGUAGCUUUGUAUGUACUUGGAUUUGGAGCAAGUCAAGCUCUUGCUCAAGACUUGGCGGCUUCCCCUGAACAAAUUUGGAGCCAACAACUCUUUGGGGCCACAGGCGGAAACGCCCAAGCUUACAGCGGAAACGGGUUGUUUCUCACCCCCGAUGGAUCCGAGGUCGUUGCAAUUGCGAACGGCGGAAAGGUAGCAUCUUAUCGCUCCAGUGAUGGAGAGCCACUGUGGAACCACAACCCGCCGGGCGAUGAUGGAAGUGCCAGUUUCAGGGUUGAGACUUUGAGCGGGAUUACCUUCUCCACGGGAAACUCAGAAAGCAGUUUCAUGGUGUACUCUGUGACGUACAAGGACGAGGACAGUGCUGGCAAUGAUUACACCGUUGUUGUCAAGCGUGACAUGGCAGGGGAUCUGCUUUCCGUAUCCCCUAGUUUGCAGGGAGAACAUUCGGGAAGUCCAGUUGUUUCAGAUGAUGGAAACUACGUCUUCUUGACCCACAACUCUCCCGACAAAACAACAGGGUACUUCACCAUUCUUAGUGAGGCUCUCGGACUUGUCGUCACAAGAUCCAAUGCGGGAGCAUUUGCACCACCAGGAAUCUACCAUAGCCCAGAGGAGGGCUUUUACGAUCCUAUUCCAGGAACUGCAGAUGGAUUUUUGAACACCAAUGAUUUAAUCAUGUGGUCUUUGACUCCAGAAGCCCCGAAUGUCUCUGUACCUGCUGGUCGCAUUUUUGGCUUCCAAUUUGCUACAGACUUCGACAUUGCAGCUGUCGACACUCUCAACUACUUCAAUCUGGGAACGGAUCGUGCAUUCCAGACUAUUACACCACCUGUCAUCACGAACAAAGGACGCAGUGCCUAUUGGAGUACUUCCCGAAGUGAGUACUUUUGCUUCAUCGGAAACCCAGAGGUGGACCGAGCUCGAUUCAACCGAAACCCAAACCUUCGGUUACAGUUCGAGAAUAACGCGCAAUGGAACGGACAACCCAUUUUCUCCACUCCCGCUGUAUCCACGGAAACAGAUGGUAGUGCUGUUGUUUUCGGUGGAAGUGCAUCAAAUGAAUUCUUUCGUUUCACCCACUUCUUCAAUGGCACUGAUGGCGAGGCAUCAAAAAUUGUGAUUGAGACAACUCCAGUCACAACUGCGACAUCUACUCUCAUUGUGACACCGCCCAUUAUUGAUCCACUUGGAAGGGCCGUCUACUACGUCGAAAGCGACGGUACGUUGCAUCAGGCCAAUUACGAUACCAUAGAGGAUAUUUGGACCGAAACCAUCCCUGACGGGGUUCAAGGUGAAAUGGCAAUGAAUGCAGAUGGUUCGAUUCUCUAUGUCAUGAGUGUUGAGGGCAGAAUCUUGGCACUUGGUGUGGCGGAAGAGGACACCUCAGAGGCUCCAACAGGUGCUCCUGUGCCAACUGUACCACCAGUCACAUCUGCACCUUCUAUUCCUCCUGUUGCCCAGCCAUCCGGUAGUGAACCAUCUAGGAGCCCCGUUGCGGCACCCACAACAGGUGAUACAUCUAUUGACGAGACGGGUGAAAGUGGUGCUUUCACAAAGUCCAUGCAACUUGCUGUCGUUUCUCUUUUGUUCUCCUUCCUUUUGUAA